Molecule: messenger RNA, 249 nt
Organism: Babesia sp. Xinjiang
Lineage: Eukaryota; Apicomplexa; Aconoidasida; Piroplasmida; Babesiidae
Product: 40S ribosomal protein S27-3
Exons: 2
Coding region: 1-249 (82 amino acids)
Biological process (GO): ribosomal small subunit assembly; translation
Cellular component (GO): cytosolic small ribosomal subunit; ribosome
Molecular function (GO): structural constituent of ribosome; RNA binding
Source: RefSeq, a predicted model, not a curated record
AUGGAUUGUGACAUUCUCUACGUAGACCCCAAGGUGGAAGCCAAGAAACACAAGCUCAAGAGACUUGUACAGAACCCCAACUCAUUCUUCAUGGAUGUGCGCUGCCAAGGUUGCCUCACCAUCACGACCGUAUUCAGCCACGCACAAACGGCUGUCAUAUGUGGCAGCUGCAACGUUGUCCUCUCGGAACCUACAGGCGGAAAGUGCAGACUCACCAAGGGAUGCUCGUUCCGCAGGAAAGUCGAGUAA